Messenger RNA from Gadus chalcogrammus (walleye pollock), 6161 nucleotides. It is a transcript of the gene atp8a2, whose product is annotated as ATPase phospholipid transporting 8A2. Gene Ontology annotation, cellular component: plasma membrane. The record is from RefSeq and is a predicted model, not a curated record. Gene Ontology annotation, molecular function: magnesium ion binding; ATPase-coupled intramembrane lipid carrier activity; ATP binding. Lineage: Eukaryota; Metazoa; Chordata; Actinopteri; Gadiformes; Gadidae. Bases 1094 to 4753 code for a protein of 1219 amino acids. The transcript has 37 exons. Gene Ontology annotation, biological process: phospholipid translocation; neuron development.
CCUGGUCAGCUUUUGAUUUCUGUACUAUGUGUUAUUCAAAUUGGUUAUCCCCCAACCAGUCUGUCCAGCCAUUGGGUGCUGCGCUGGGUCUGGUUGGCCUAGAAUAAGGACUGGGUUUGACUUUUAUUUCUCAUUAUUUCGACCCUUGGAGAACGUAAUGGAUUGGACACCUGCAUUUCCUUCAGCACCAUGACCCAGACACUACCAUCCCCAUGGUUACCAUGGGGUCACAUUCAAAGUUUCAGCAAUUGAAUCACAGUAAGCAGGAGCACUAUUCUUCUGGUACCACUAUACUAUUAAACCACACAGCUGAUGGUGGGGAAGUCCUUGGAUAAGUGUGUGUGUGUGUGUGUGUCUGUGCAUGUCUACAGAGCUGAAGGAGUGGAGUACAGGAUGUCCCAGUAACAGUGGGUCUCAUCGGAUCUCAGAAAGCACUGCUUUGCUUUAUUUAUUUUUCUCGAAUUUCCAACCAAGUUGGAGAAGGCUUUGUGUCUCCCCAGUACAGAAGUGACUAUUUAUUCUGCUCCUAUUUAAUAAGAUGAGAAAAGAAAAAUGCUUUUGGAAAUAUGUAUUAUGUUACGUUGUGAUGAGAAUCAAACAAAAAUAAAUAUGUAUUAUGUUACUAUGUAAUAAAAUCAAGACAAGGGGUUUUCUUUGCUGUUCACUAACAAUGGAGUCAAAUACAGUUACUCCUGGUGGUAUUCAAUGUAUGUUGGAUAAUUCCAACGACAAUGACAUACGUUUUUAAUUGAAUAUGAAAAAUACCUUUAUGGUAUCGACUAUUAGAUUAUUUUUCAAAUAAUUUGUCAAUACAAUCAGGAUAACACGCGUCAACACAGAACAGCUUUGCAGACGUCAGGGGCGCGCGCACAUCGUCAUCCGGUCCGCGCACCCGGUGAAGAACGGAGUUCUCGAGCUACCGGAGAGACUGUUGACAAUGACAACCCACACGGUCCCACUGAGAACAUGAUCCUCCGCCAGCCGCCACAGGCCUGUCCCAGAGCCGCAGUGCCCUGCUGUGUUUGUGGGCCGUGAGCAUGCCCUCGCCCCGGCCCGGUCCUUUCAGCCUGACGUCGAAGCAACCUAAAGCAGGAUGUAUUUCAACCGCUCCAAGAAGAUCCACAGCGAAGGAGAACAGUUAGUGUUGACCGCCAUUAGGCAGGACUCCAGCGAGCUACCAGAGUCUGCUACCAUGCGCGCCUGCCUCACAGACCGGUUUGAUAAAACAUCGCCUCUCUCUCAUCAAUCCAACGGUGCAGGACCCGCUUGCUCUUCCGCCGGGUACCGCAAGGCAGACGAUGAGAUGUCCGGUACUACUUCCCAGGCGGAGACCCUAGAUGCCACGGCGCGGAGCAUCCACCUCCACCAGCCCCAGCUCACCAAAUUCUGCGAUAACCACGUCAGCACAACCAAAUAUGGCGUCCUCACCUUCCUGCCGCGCUUCCUCUACGAGCAGAUCCGCCGUGCCGCCAACGCCUUCUUCCUGUUCAUCGCACUCAUGCAGCAAAUCCCUGACGUGUCGCCGACGGGUCGGUACACCACGCUGGUGCCCCUCAUCUUCAUCCUCACCGUGGCCGGGAUUAAAGAGAUCAUAGAGGAUUCUUAUGAUUUUCGGCACAAGGCAGACAACACGGUCAACAACAAGAAGACAACAGUUCUGCGAAACGGAGCCUGGCAGACUGUCAUCUGGAAGCAGGUGGCAGUAGGAGACAUAGUGAAGGUGACCAAUGGGCAGCACCUUCCAGCUGACAUGGUCAUCGUGUCCUCGAGUGAGCCUCAGGCCAUGUGCUACACGGAGACCUCCAACCUGGACGGCGAGACCAACCUGAAGAUCCGACAGGGUCUCCCGCUCACCGCUGGGCUCCAGUCCCUAGAAGAGCUGAUGUCUCUGUCCGGUCGUCUGGAGUGUGAGGGGCCCAACAGACACCUGUACGACUUCACUGGCACACUGCGGCUGGAGAACCUCAACCCGGCUCCGCUGGGGCCCGACCAGGUGCUGCUGCGGGGCGCCCAGCUCAGGAACACCCAGUGGGUGGUGGGCAUCAUCGUCUACACGGGACACGACUCCAAACUCAUGCAGAACUCAACCAAGGCCCCCCUGAAGCGCUCCAACGUGGAGCGGGUGACCAACGUUCAGAUCCUGGUUCUGUUCUGCAUCCUGUUGGUCAUGGCUCUGGUCAGCUCGGUGGGCGCGGCCAUCUGGAACCGCACGCACACCGAGGAGAACUGCUGGUACCUGUCCCGCGCAGGGGACAUCUCCACCAACUUUGCCUACAACCUGCUGACCUUCAUCAUCCUCUACAACAACCUGAUCCCCAUCAGCCUGCUGGUCACUCUAGAGGUGGUCAAGUUCACACAGGCCCUCUUCAUCAACUGGGAUGAGGAGAUGUACUACAGCGAGACGGACACGCCCGCCAUGGCCCGAACCUCCAAUCUGAACGAAGAACUCGGUCAGGUGAAGUAUCUCUUUUCAGACAAGACGGGAACUCUGACCUGCAACGUCAUGAACUUCAAGAAGUGCACCAUUGCCGGGAUUACAUAUGGACACUUCCCUGAUCUAGAAUGUGAUCGUUCAAUGGAGGACUUCAGCCAACUUCCAGCCAGUAGCAAUAACUCCACGGAGUUUGACGACCCCGCCCUGAUCCAAAACAUUGAGAACCAUCCCACCUCCUCUCAGAUCUGUGAGUUCCUGACCAUGAUGUCAGUGUGCCACACGGUGGUCCCAGAGCGGGACCAGGAGACCCUCAUCUACCAGGCCUCCUCUCCCGACGAGGGGGCGCUGGUCAAGGGGGCCAAGGGCCUGGGCUUCGUGUUCACGGGCCGCACCCCCGACUCCGUCAUCAUCGACGCGAGAGGGAAGGCGCAGACCUACGAGCUCCUCAACGUGUUGGAGUUUUCCAGUAACCGCAAGCGCAUGUCAGUGGUGGUGAGGACCCCCAGCGGGAAGCUCCGCCUCUACUGCAAAGGAGCCGAUAACGUGAUCUUCGAGCGGCUGACCGAAGCAUCACAGUACAAGGAGCUGACUGUGGCCCACCUGGAACAGUUUGCUACUGAAGGCCUAAGGACCCUGUGUUUUGCCUAUGUGGACCUGGAGGUAUCUGCGUACCAGGAAUGGCUGAAGGAGUACACACGCAUCAGCACCGUGAUCAAGGACCGCGCCCAGAAGCUGGAGGAGUGCUACGAGCUGCUGGAGAAGAACCUGCUGCUGCUGGGGGCCACGGCCAUCGAGGACCGGCUGCAGGCCGGGGUCCCGGAGACCAUCGCCACCCUGAUGAGGGCCGACAUCAAGAUCUGGGUGCUGACCGGAGACAAGCAGGAGACGGCCAUCAACAUAGGUUACUCCUGUCGCCUGGUGACACAUGGCAUGUCCCUCAUCAUCGUCAAUGAGGACUCUCUGGAUGCGACCCGGGCCACCCUGACGGACCACUGCACGGCGCUGGGCGACUCGCUGCGCAAGGAGAACGAGCUGGCGCUCAUCAUCGACGGGCAGACGCUGAAGUACGCGCUCUCCUUCGAGCUGCGCCAGGCCUUCCUCGACCUGGCCCUGUCCUGCAAGGCCGUCAUCUGCUGCCGGGUGUCUCCUCUGCAGAAGUCUGAGAUCGUGGACAUGGUGAAGAAGCACGUGAAGGCCAUCACGCUGGCCAUCGGCGACGGGGCCAACGACGUGGGCAUGAUCCAGACGGCCCACGUGGGCGUGGGCAUCAGCGGCAACGAGGGCAUGCAGGCCUGCAACUCCUCUGACUACUCCAUAGCGCAGUUCUCCUACCUGGAGAAGCUGCUAUUGGUGCACGGGGCCUGGAGCUACAACCGUGUCACCAAGUGCAUCCUGUACUGCUUCUAUAAGAACGUGGUCCUCUACAUUAUAGAGCUCUGGUUCGCCUUUGUCAAUGGCUUCUCGGGCCAGAUCCUGUUUGAGCGCUGGUGUAUAGGACUCUAUAAUGUGAUCUUCACGGCCCUGCCCCCGUUCACCCUGGGCAUCGUGGACCGGCCCUGUAGCCAACAGAACAUGCUGCGCUUCCCCCAGCUCUACCGCAUCACCCAGAACGCAGAGGGCUUCAACACCAAGGUGUUUUGGGGUCACUGUAUCAACGCCCUGAUUCACUCAAUCAUUCUCUUCUGGUUCCCGCUCAAAAUGUUAGAGCAUGACUCCCCCUUCAGCGACGGCCACGGGAACGACUACCUGUUUGUGGGGAACAUGGUGUACACGUACGUGGUAGUUACAGUCUGUUUGAAGGCUGGGAUUGAGACCACGGCCUGGACCAGGUUUUCUCACCUGGCCGUGUGGGGCAGCAUGAUCCUGUGGCUGGUGUUCUUCGCCGUCUACUCCACCUUUUGGCCGGCCAUCCCCCUCGCCCCUGACAUGCGAGGCCAGGCGGGCAUGGUGAUGCGGUGCUGGUACUUCUGGCUGGGUCUGGUUCUGGUUCCGGCGGCCUGUUUGCUGAAGGACUUCGCUUGGAACGCCGGGAGGCGCACGGUGAGGAAGUCCCUCCUGGAGGAGGUGCAGGAGCUGGAGGCGCGGGCCGUGGACCCUGGGGCCGCCGUGCUGCGGGACGCCAGCGGGCGCAGUCUAAACGAACGGGCCCAUCUACUGACAAGAGUCUUUAGGAAGACGCCCUCCAGCGUGGGCCGUUCCAACUCGGUGCAGCAGACCGUGACACACGGCUACGCGUUCUCUCAGGAGGAGCACGGAGUGGUGUCCCAGACGCAGGUGGUGCGCUCCUACGACACCACCCGCCAGCGCCCCAGUGUCUAGCCCCCCCCCCCCGCCCCAAACCUCCCCACCCUCCACCUCUUCACCAUCCAGAACCAUCGCGUGGGAUCGCCGUAGCAACAGUUGUCAGGGCGACAGUAGAGGAGACAGCAGACUCAUUGGAUCCGUUGGCCCCCUGUCUUCCAGUGGGUCGGCACCAGGUCCGCUGCUGUUGCCUCGCUUGGACUAUGACCCGUCAACCCCCCCCCAACGUGCCCCUUGGCCCCCCCUUGCCACCAAGGUCAGUGGCCAGGCUCUGUGGACUGUCUCAGAGACCUCCAGGGCUGACUGUAGAGAACGAGAGCGACCCACUGGACGGGAGCCAUCAGCCUCCGGACCCUCCCCCCCCCACCCUACCCACCGGACGGGAGCGCCAGCCUCCGGACCCUCCCCUGUAUCCGUGUAGCCCACCGGCCGGCGUCAGACUCUGCUUCAGUGUGCGACGUCAGUGUGGGCGUUCCUAAUGUUCUCGGUAUCUGCCUGUGCAUGUGUGUGUCUGCACGCAUUGUGUUCCUCCUGUGCGUCAGUAUGUGCGUGUGCUCAUCUGAGUGUAUGUAGCAGUGCAUUGAGAGACAUUGUAUGAAUGAUGACUAUUGGGGAUGUGUUUGUGUGUGUGAACGUGCUUCCUUAGAGCUAGCUUUGACUACCCUCUGUCUGUCGCUUGCUCGCUCGCUCGCUGGGCUUGAAGGUGGGGGCGGGGGAAUAAGCAGGAGAGAGGAGGUAGUCUUAGCCAGUCUGUCAUCACAUGCCCAUGAAGGAGGCAAGGGACCUAAAGUAAACAACAUACACUCGCACAGAAGCCAAUAAGGAAUUCCACACACAGGGAUGGAGGAACCACACACACACACACACACACACACACACACACACACACACACACACACAGUCAUCUCGUUGCGUUGUGUAAAAUCCUCCUCUUCCUUUAUUUAUCUCUUUUAAUUGAUUCCUGCACGGCUGUGCACCAGGUCUGGCCUGGGGAGAACCCCGCGGGCCUGGGGGGUCAAUGGCAACAGCCUGCUUUCAAACAUCCAUCUUUUAAUCAUCUAUCUUUAAACAUCCAUCCUUUAGUCCAACUGGAGUUUCUCUUUUUUUUUUAUGAAAUAAAGUCAUAUAAAUAAAGACAUGUUUUUUUCUUCUAUUUUAAUUAAUGCCUGUUUUGUUUUAAUGUAUUUUUUUACUCAUUCGUGGAGAUAUACUAGAGGGAAUAUUUUACUUGAACUUAGUGCUACUUAGGAAUAUGAAUAAUCCUAUAACAACUGAGAUGUUGAAUCCUGUGAGUUGCAUACUUGUGUCUGUCGUCCGUCUGUCGUCUGCUGGACGCCGCGGCGUCACAGUGCAGGAUUGUUCCACUGCAAGAUGCACAGGGGUGAGGCACGUCCCCCCCAACCUAACCAUUAAACAUAAUCAAUCC